Messenger RNA from Symbiodinium pilosum, 2267 nucleotides. NCBI's taxonomy places the organism in Eukaryota, Dinophyceae, Suessiales, Symbiodiniaceae. The record is from the annotation of a GenBank genome assembly.
AUGCUGGCAGGAUCAGUCCGCAAGCUUGCCACAACCAGGUAUCAGUCGUCAAAUGAUGGCGGUAAGCCUGUAUGGAUGGCAGGCGGUGCGCUGGAAGUCAUUAGCGUCCGCGGCUCCUCUUCUUCACCCGACUUGAAGAACCUGCAGCCACUCAAUCGUGAUCCAGACAGGAUUGCGUUUCUUUACGCAUGGAUGCAGGCGAAGGAAGCCGUUCAGGCUGGCGCCCAGGAUGCCAGCACCUUGAAAGGUUUCCUUCUUCAGGUUAAGUUCCUUGACCUUCCCACGGACGAUCAAGUGGAGCGCAAGAAGUUUGAACUUGCGCAAGAAGUCCGAGAUGAAGCUGAUGUGCUUGUCCUCCAGGGCUUCAGGCAGAUGAAAGCAGUCGCUUUCGUACGCGACUUUCUGAAGAACCAGGGCAAGGGGUACAAUGAGGUUCAGAUGGAGACAUGGUUUGGAUCUCAGGUGAACCUCAAGGCGGCAAAGAUCAAAACGAUGCUUCGUGUCUAUGACCGCAUUGCUGAUGUGCAGGGUGCUGAGCUGAUCAUAGCUUCUCUUGAUGAUCGCUUUGGGAGCCAGCAUUGCUUCAACAACCUUAUGACGCUCGAGCUCCUCACGGCUAAGACGGCCCUCCCAAAGAAUGUGGUGGGCUUGCCCAUGUGCGUCCUGGGAUUCAGCUUGAUAAUUCUCAACCUGUGCGCGCUGGAUCGCUGCGACCCCAAGCUGACCAAAGAGGGCGUCACGGCAGCUAUUGCCAGGGCCUUGGUCAAGCGUCGCUUGACAAACUUGUUCGCUACAAAGCUGAAGGGCGAGGAUGUCAAGGGGGAGACAUACCAGCCCGGGUAUGCCCCCUCGCAGGUGUUUUCCACAAUCUUUUCUAGCAUGGCUGCUUUCCGAGCAACAAAGUUGCAUGAGACAGCAUACACAUCGUUGUCAUGGGUGAGCCAGUUGCCGGCUUGGCAGGUUGAGGUGCUCCAGUUUGGAGCAAAACUGCUGCGAGGAUCUCCCGCGGUCGAUGCGCAGCUUGACCAGGUGUUGGCCACGGACCCACUGAUCCCUGCAGAGGCCUUAUUCCAGUCCGACUUGUGGCAGGAGGGCAAGCUUUUUGAUUUCAGGGACAUGUUGGAACAGAGGAAGGCUGCCAUGCAGCCUGCUCCAGAGCCAGAGCCCAAGGUGCAGGAGCCAGAGCCCAUCAAAGAGGUUCAAGAGACCGAGGCGAAGAAUCAAGACACGUCAGAAGAGCCAGAGGCGAUGCCGCAAAUCAUGGCUGAUGUUGAAGAGGACGAGGCAGGGCAUAAGUGCGUGCCUCAGAAGGUGGAUCGUUUGGCCAGCUUCAAUCUGCUGGAGCUCCCGACGGAUGUGGUCUCGGUCCUGCAAGGUGGAGAUGAUAACUACUUUGAGCAGGUUCUUGACUGGGCGAGGGUUCGUGUGAACACGUUCGUGGAUUUGGAGGUUAAAGCCAGGAACUCCACUGGGAGGCGCCAGCAGGUAAAGGAACUCUAUGAGCGUCAUGGUGGGACUCCUUUCUUCAUCAUCUAUGACGUGAAAUGCCGGCUCCACCUGAAGGACGACCUGAUUUCCCAUCCCUGGAAGCGCCCGACGCCGCUCAAUUCGAACGACUUCAAGUACUGGCUCUCAGCAUUCUGGUUGGAUCCAAAGUUGACGCUUGCUUUAUCUAAGAAGGAUAAGGCAACUCCCCUGUUCCGCUCCCAGGACGUCUUUGUGGCGAUGGACGGGAGGUCGCCGACAAAUUCGGAUGCCAUCUGCAAGGCGAUCACAGGUGUCUUGAAAGCCGUUGACUCCAUGCCUAAGCGACUCUUCACUGUGCUGCGCAGGUCGUAUACAAACAUAGAAUUCGCUAAGGGUGGCUAUGCCGCCCCAAAGCGAAAGUCGUCGCUUCAUCCGCAGGCCCCAGACCCGCUAGAGAAUGCGUACAUCAUAGUCACGAAGGAGUUCGUUAUGCCACACAGAGAGUCUCCGGUGCCGGCUGUGGUUUUGGACAAUUUCUGUCGGGGAUGGCAAGGCAUGGACAUGAAAUCGCGAAUGGAUCAUGGCUUCACCAUGGUCUCGCCAAGUGUCCACCAGAGCUUGCAGAAUGCGGAUGAGAAAGACAACGAGCCUGAGGUGAAGACCGAGGAUGGCAGGUCCCUGAUGCCGCCUGCCAAGGGCGAUGGUGAAGACAACGCUGAGGCUGGGCAGGCCCCGUUGCAGGGCGAGGUCCAGGAUGAGGGCGGCAAUGCAGCCAAGCCUGACAACGUCCCCUUGGCGCC